This is a messenger RNA of Manduca sexta (tobacco hornworm), 2442 nucleotides long. Its product is annotated as beta-1,3-galactosyltransferase 5. NCBI's taxonomy places the organism in Eukaryota, Metazoa, Arthropoda, Insecta, Lepidoptera, Sphingidae. Gene Ontology annotation, molecular function: hexosyltransferase activity. The record is from RefSeq and is a predicted model, not a curated record. The coding region runs from base 328 to 1338 and encodes 336 amino acids. Gene Ontology annotation, cellular component: membrane. The transcript is spliced from 6 exons.
UUCACUUGGAAGCGUCAUAGUCAAUCAUAAAAAAUCUAUUUGUGUGUGUUAAUGUAUCACAAUAAUUGCAAUAAACAGAAAUGUUCGCAAACUGAACAUCAAAAUAAAAUAAAAAUUUCUUUAAAAAAAUAUGUUUAUCUCCACAUUGCAUUGCUAAAUAAUACACACUUGUCUUUUCUUUUGCCUACAGCAUGCCAAAAAUUACCCAUGAAUAAUCAAUAUUUUCGACAAUAAUCACGGUUUUAGUUUUCUGUAUUUUUAUAUAAUUUGGUGGUUGAGUGUGAAUGGCAGUAGUAGUAUGUCGAAAAGUGCACUAAUUGUGCCUCUAUGUACCAUUUUGGACAUAAAAGCCGUCGUAAGAAGUUGGUUGCGCUGCUGUUGGUGUUGUGUUGUGUAGCGAUGUUGGUGACUGUUUGGCUGCUUGACCAGGUCUGCGCGGCACUGGCUCUCCCUCCACCGCCCGUGAAAGACCUCAGCCACUUCAGGAGGGACCGCAGUCUCGCUCAUUACCUUGAUAAUGUACAACUGCUCAUAGAACCAUUAUCGACGCACUGCAGUGGUGUAGAAGAGAUUCCUUUAUUAGCAUUAGUGGCCACUUCACCUUCACGCUACGACCACAGGGCGGUGGUCAGAGAAACAUGGGGGAAGUACCAGCCGACAUAUUUCCUGCUAGGCCUAGACGGAGAUCACGUCGAUGAGGAUUUGGUAUCAACAUAUCUAGAAGCUAAGCUGUAUAGAGACAUGAUAGUGUAUGACUUCCGUGACCACUACCAGAAUCUGACGCUGAAGACGGCGCUGAUGCUGCAGUGGACCCUGGAGAGAUGUCCGCAGGCCAAGCUCCUUUACAAGAUAGAUGAUGAUGUGUUUCUCAAUCCCUGGAGGUUGAAGGAUGUCCUGAAAGAUCACGAGGAUGCGAAGUUGUUAGGAUACAAAAUAUCGAACAACUGGCUACAUCGUGACGAGUAUAACAAAUGGUACAUACCGCGGUGGCUGUUCCCGCGGGACGUCGUCCCGGAAUACUUGAGCGGGCCGGGAUAUAUUUUUAAUACUAAAUACAUUAAUGAAAUCCUGAAGACUGCAAGAAAGAUACCCAUGAUUAAUUUAGAAGAUAUUUAUUUUACAUUUCUAGUGUCUAAAGAGGCCUUAGGAUUAGAAUUAAGUGAUGACAAAAGAAUGAAUGUGUUUAAGCCCCUUUUGCCUUUCAUCUGCAAUUAUUGGUCUCUUGCGUCAGCACACAGCCUGACUCCUCAAGAGUUGGAGACCUUGUGGAAAAGAAUAGAGAAUCUACCAACAAAGAGUAACCCUUGUAGUUUCUAUAAUUAUUUUGAGUUUUUUUGAAGAACUUUAUAUGUGACACUUUUAAAGAAAACUAUAAAUAAUAUUUUACAUGACUUUUUUAUGCUAUCUUGAAAUUAUAACUGCGCUUCAAAAUGAACAAAAAAUUAUGAUACAUUUUGUUUUGUAACAGUUUAUCUUUAUAGGUAUGAUUUAUUAUACGUUUUAUUAUUUUUCUUUUUACUAAUAUUAUAUUGCCAAAGUUUGUGAAAAUGUUUCGAGGUUUGUGUUUGUUAGAAGAAGUAAACGCUGAAAUAGCUCUUUCACUUAAUUUCUAUAUUUCUGUAUUGUAUAUAUAGAAAUUAAGUAAUUUAAAAAGAGAAAGUAUAUUUUGCGUCGUCUCAAAUUAUUUGCUUUUAUAAUAAUUGUAUAUAGUAUUGUCUUUUUAUAAUAUCUUUGUAUCAAUAGAUAUAUUAUUUUUUAGCGUAUAGGACAGCAUGGCAAAUCCAUCUAACUAUGUCAGUCAAAGGAAACAUAACUUUAAGAUGAGAUAACACAAUAAACAUUUUUUGUACUAAAUUAAUCGUCCACCACUGUGAAUAAAUUGUAAGAUAAUAUUUGCCGGCACAACUAGCUUGAUAAAAGAAAAUCAGCCUGUGUAUAUCCGGUUCCAACAGGCCAGCAUAAUUGUGUCGACUGCCAAGGAGUAAUCAUCUCUUGUCAGUGGACAUUCUAUUGGAACCCACUCCACUUACCCUCAGGUGCAGACAGUCACUGUGCCUUGCAAGUAUAAAAAAUGUUAGUGACUAGCUAGGCGAUUGAUUCAGGAUCAUUGAAGUAAUGAGAGAGAUGGAAUGGAUGUUAAUUUUAUAGGAAAGUAUGAAGGAAUAAAUAAUAAUAUUAUAGGACUGUAUAAGGCAAGUAUUUAUUUUUUAUGGGGAUGCAAAGUAUCUGAUGGUAAAUGGUAUAGUGAUUUUUUUUAAAGCAGUUAGUUACUGGGCACUUGCAAAAGGGUUUUGGCGACCAUUUAAAAUCCUGGAGGAAAAGCGAGGAUAAUUUUAAAGAAAUCCCAUCAUCAUCAUGCCUUUUAUAAUACGCCUCGGUGGCGUAGUUGUAUUGUGUGCUCGGUACGGCAGUGCUCUGAGGUCCUGGGUUCGAAUCCUGGGU